Messenger RNA from Aureobasidium vineae, 183 nucleotides. Lineage: Eukaryota; Fungi; Ascomycota; Dothideomycetes; Dothideales; Saccotheciaceae. The record is from the annotation of a GenBank genome assembly.
AUGCACAACAACAAGCAGAACAAGACCCAGCUCAGACGUGAGGGCGUAGAUCCUGAGAAGGUCUCUCGCGGAACGGCUGGCGCCAAGGACACACUUUACUGGCUAUCACCCAGAGGCAAUACCUAUGAACCGUUCGGCGAAGCGGAGUGGCGCAGUAUAGUAGCAGGCAAGGCAAAACUGUGA